This is a messenger RNA of Ctenocephalides felis (cat flea), 983 nucleotides long. RefSeq names its product 6-phosphogluconolactonase-like. NCBI's taxonomy places the organism in Eukaryota, Metazoa, Arthropoda, Insecta, Siphonaptera, Pulicidae. Gene Ontology annotation, molecular function: 6-phosphogluconolactonase activity. The record is from RefSeq and is a predicted model, not a curated record. Gene Ontology annotation, biological process: carbohydrate metabolic process; pentose-phosphate shunt. The transcript is spliced from 2 exons. Bases 180 to 890 code for a protein of 236 amino acids.
AAUAAAGGUAACUGAUAGUAUACGAAUUAUAUUAGUAUUUUUUAUAUAAAUUUGUUGAUAGCAACAAAAUAAAACGACAUUAUCAAUUUGUGCUAGAGAUAAGAUAUCAAAUGUCAAAGUAAGGUUAACAAAUUUUCAAGAUCAUUUUAAAAUUACAUUUUAGUCUAUUUCUUACCAUCAUGGCUGGUAACAUAAUAACAUCCAAAGAUCAAAAUGAUCUGAUCAAGUCUUUGUGCAACAAAAUCGAGCAACUAUCCAACCAAGCAAUUAAAGAACGAAGCAGAUUCACAAUUGGCCUAUCAGGAGGCUCCUUAAUAGACUUUCUAGCAGCAGGUUUGCCUGGUAUAAACACAGAUUGGACAAAAUGGCUAUUUAUAUUAUGUGAUGAGCGCAUAGUCCCAGAAAACGAUAAAGAAUCAACCGCUGGCCAAUACAAAUCCAAACUCUUCACCAAGAUCCAAAUCACACCCUCACAAUUCCUCACAAUCGACCCAAACUUACCACCAUCAUCAUGUGCAGACUCUUACAGCAACAAAUUAAAACAACUCUUCCCCAACGAUCCACUCCCCAAAAUCGAUCUAUUACUUCUGGGUCUUGGACCGGAUGGACACACCUGCUCGUUGUUCCCAGGACAUCCAGCACUAUCUGUUACCAAUAAGUGGGUUGUAGGGAUUGAUGAUUCACCUAAAAUGCCCCCACAAAGGAUAACACUUACUUAUGAUGUAAUAAAUAAUGCUAGGAGUUGUAUUUUUGUGGUAGCCGGCAAGGGAAAAGCUGAAACGGUUAAGAGGAUUGUAAAGGAUGGAGAAGAUUUUCCAGCAGGAAUGGUUAAGCCGGUUGGCGGGGCUGUUUGGAUGUUGGAUGAAGAAGCUGGGAGUUUAUUAAAAUAGGUUUCAAGAACAAGUUUACUCAAUCACGAAAGAUCAAUAAGACUCAAUAAACAGAAUUUAAUCACUACAUUUGAAUGUUGAAAUUUAUGGGGC